Messenger RNA from Momordica charantia (bitter melon), 1222 nucleotides. It is a transcript of the gene RABA4A, whose product is annotated as RAB GTPase homolog A4A. NCBI's taxonomy places the organism in Eukaryota, Viridiplantae, Streptophyta, Magnoliopsida, Cucurbitales, Cucurbitaceae. Gene Ontology annotation, molecular function: GTP binding; GTPase activity. The record is from RefSeq and is a predicted model, not a curated record.
UAAUGGAGAUGCCUUAGCUUUCAAAUAACUCCGCUGCCUGCUGGUGCUGGCUGGAGAUCUCUGUACUUCAGUCGGGGGGGACUAUUAAAGGACUCGCGAGAUCUGCUGCUCUCUUUCUUCUCUCUCGAUCGAUUUCGAGCUUCUCCUUAGUUUUUAGAGAGAGAGGGAGCUGUGAGCUGAGUUGGGCUGAGCUGAGAAUAGGAAAAUGGCGAGCGGCGGCGGAUAUGGGGAUGUCAAUCAGAAGAUAGAUUAUGUGUUCAAAGUGGUGUUGAUCGGGGACUCUGCGGUGGGGAAAUCUCAGAUUCUGGCGCGGUUUGCACGCAACGAGUUCAGCUUGGAUUCAAAGGCCACAAUCGGAGUCGAGUUUCAGACCAGGACGCUCGUUAUUCAGCACAAGAGUGUUAAAGCUCAGAUCUGGGAUACUGCGGGCCAGGAGAGAUACAGAGCAGUUACAAGUGCGUAUUACAGAGGAGCUCUCGGGGCAAUGCUUGUGUACGAUAUUACAAAACGGCAGACCUUCGAUCACAUACCGCGUUGGCUCGAGGAGUUGCGGAGCCAUGCGGACAAGAACAUUGUGAUCAUCUUAAUAGGAAACAAAAGUGAUCUUGAAGACCAGCGUGCAGUUCCCACCGAGGACGCCAAGGAAUUCGCCGAGAAAGAAGGAUUGUUUUUCUUGGAGACAUCGGCGUUGGAAUCGACCAACGUGGAGAGCGCCUUCAUGACUGUCCUAACUGAGAUCUUCAACAUCAUGAACAAAAAGAACUUAACAGCUGGUGAAAACCAAGGCAAUGGCAACUCUGCAUCGCUCGCGAGUGGUAAGAAGAUCGUUAUCCCGGGCCCAGCGCAAGAAAUCCCGGCCAAGAGCAAGAUGUGCUGUACUUCAACAUGAAUUGUUUGGAUGAACGCUGAAAUGGUGCAAUCUAGGUUGGUGCAUUCCUUGAUUAUAGCAAUUUUUUUUGACUGGUGUGAUGUUUUUUCUGAGGUCAUUUGUAUAUUUUAUGUAUAUGCUUUAGUCUGCUAGCGGCUGAAGUUUAUAUACACUUGAAUGGACGACGAAUGAGGUUGUCUUUAUUUAUGGGAAUGUGAGAAAACCUGAAGUUUAACACCGUGUGUACCAUACGAGUUUAUUACCUGUUAUCUUCAUCAAGCAGGUUCUUUAUUUCUUCUAAGAUUGGAUGAGCCAUGUCAAAUCCAUAUAACACUAGGGAGGUAUUUUUUUAGA